UUACUUUUUUUCCUCUAGAAUAUAAAAUACAUAUAUGGCUGUUUUGUCACAGGGUCAGCUGCAAAGACUUAAAGAGCAUAAAUAUGCUGCUGAAGGAAGAUCUCUCACAGAAUUUAUUUUUCAACCUUUUUGGAAUUGGGUUGUCACAUUAAUGCCAUUGUGGGUGGCACCAAAUUUAAUAACAAUCAGUGGUUUAAUUAUUAAUGUCUUUACCUGCUCCAUGGUUUUGUUGUAUUCACCACAAGCAAAGUCCAAUGAUGUUCCAAGUUACAUGUUUAUAUUGUGUGCUGUGGGAUUGUUUUUAUAUCAAACCCUUGAUGCCAUUGAUGGUAAGCAAGCCCGUCGUACUGGCACAUCUUCACCAAUGGGAGAGUUAUUUGACCAUGGAUGUGAUGCUGUAUCAACAAUUUUCUUAACAACUUCAGUAGCAUGUGCUUUAUCAUUGGGUUCACAUCCCAACACAUUAUUCUUUUUCUUUGUGAAUAACGUAGCUCUCUUUUAUCUGGCUCACUGGCAAACAUAUUGCUCCGGAAAACUAAUAUUUGGAGUGUUGGAUGUUACAGAAGCACAAGUUGAAGCCUCUAUAGGAUAUGUCAUUGCUGGUUUAUUCGGUCCUCAACUUUUUUUAAAUAAGAUACCCUUUCUUUAUAACAUUUCUUACGCAAAAGGAAUUGUAAUAUUGAUUGGAAUUGGAUCUUUGUGGUAUUGUUCACAAGCCUUCACUAAAAUAUUUAAAGGUGGUUGUGGAAAGAAUGGCACCACAGUUGCGCAAACCAGCGUACUGUCACCAGUUGUACCAUUCGGUAUUAUUGUAGCCAGUACUUUUUAUGUGUUCAAACACAGUGCAGACAAUAUAUUUGUAGAGUGCCCAUGUUUGUUUAUGUUGAUGUUUGGGACAUGCACAGCGAAGUUAACAUGUAACCUGGUGGUGGCUUCAAUGUCAAAAAGUCCUGUUGAUAUGCUGGAUUACUGCAUGAUUGGUCCGCUUUUACUUGCAACAUAUAAUUACUUUGGUGUUCAAGGAAUAUUAGCCAUGGUUGGAAUUUCUUUACCUGAGUAUUAUGUUUUACUCGCCACUUUGGUUUUUAGUGUACUGCUUUUUAUUCGAUACAGUGUUUGCAUAUGUCAGGAGAUCAGCAAAGAUUUUGGAAUUGAUGUAUUUAAAAUUCCUUACAAGAAGAGUGGGAAGAAAGCAGAAUAAUUUUUUUUGAUGCAUAAUACAAUAAUUUUUAUCUUAUUAUGAUUUUUAGUUUUUGUCUGGAUUUUUCAUAGUAUGGUAUUUCGUCUUGUUUUCUGUGGUUAUGUUUGCUUAAAAGUAACAAUCUGUUUGCUAUAGGAAACAAUUUCUAACUCGUACAUGUGGCUUUCAAUAACUUUAUAGUGUAAACAUUGGCACAACGUUUUUGCUAAAAUAAUUUCUUAUACAAAUCGCUUGCAGUGAAUUAUUUUAUCUUUUUUACAAUAACAUUUGUACUUUCCGUUUUUGUGUGUGGCUUGAUAUUUUAUUAAAACUUAAUACUAUGGUUAUGUUAAUCCGAUUUAUUGGUAAUAUUGACCUGAUCUGGAUUGUUGUCAAACGUAUUGUUGUUUUAUGAUUGAUACCGUUUAGGUAUAUAUUUUAGCCUUUUUCGCUGAUUAAUCGUUUGUAUAUAUAUCAUUAUAACCACGUCAGUUAUUUUUUCUUCUUAUGAAAAAAAUUGCAUUUAAGUUGUUUGCAGAGUUGUUUGAAAUGUUUGUUAAAUGUCAAUCGAAUAGCCUUCUGUUCUUUUUUGAUUUGCUUGUUUAACCUUUUAUCGUAAUAUAUAUAAUCCUUUAGAAAAUUUUUAAGUUAUGUAUUUAUACCCAUGAGUGUAGCAAGAAUGUAUUGCAUGACUUUGUGUUAUGAGAAAGAAAGUGAACGAAAAAUCGAGAUGUUA
Molecule: messenger RNA, 1916 nt
Organism: Hydractinia symbiolongicarpus
Lineage: Eukaryota; Metazoa; Cnidaria; Hydrozoa; Anthoathecata; Hydractiniidae
Product: choline/ethanolaminephosphotransferase 1-like
Exons: 7
Coding region: 35-1201 (388 amino acids)
Biological process (GO): phosphatidylethanolamine biosynthetic process
Cellular component (GO): endoplasmic reticulum membrane; Golgi apparatus
Molecular function (GO): ethanolaminephosphotransferase activity; diacylglycerol cholinephosphotransferase activity
Source: RefSeq, a predicted model, not a curated record